AUGUUCCAUCAAGUCCUCAUCCGUGAAGCAGAUCGAAGCGCUCAACUUUUCUACUGGCGGGACUCCCCAGAGAAACCGCUCGAAACUAUGGUGACCGACGUCGCCAUUUUCGGCGCUAGUUGCUCCCCCGCUCACUCCCAGUAUGUUAAGAAUCUCAACGCCACCGAGCACGAAGCCGAGUUCCCCAGGGCAGCUGACGCAAUCCGGACCAAGCAUUACGUCGAGGAUUACCUGGAUAGUGUCGACACCGCCGAAGAAGCAGCGGCAAUUGCGCUUGAGGUUGCUGAUGUUCACGCUAAAGCUGGGUUUCACAUCCGGAACUGGGUCUCCAACGACGACUCGGUGUUGCAGAAAAUCGGUACAGUCAACCCAACUACAGUUAAGCGGUUCGUGAUGGACAAAGAUUGCGGUUUCGAGCGGUUACUGGGUAUGGUUUGGGUGCCGGAUGAGGACGUGUUUACGUUUCGCUUGAACUUCCGGAGAGACCACGCAAAGUUGCUGACUGGAGAGGAGAUCCCUACGAAGCAACAGGCACUGAGCAUCGUAAUGAGCAUUUACGACCCGACCGGAUUCUUAGCAGCAUUCAUCGUACACGGCAAGAUUAUCCUCCAGGACGUCUGGCGAUCACGCGUGGACUGGAAGCAAAAAAUUCCAGACGAACUGUUCCAGCGUUGGAGACAGUGGAUUGCGCUCCUUCCGAAGAUAGAAGAUCUGAAAAUACCCCGUUGCUACUUCCCUGGUUACCACCCUGACAGCCUGCGGUCACUGGAACUUCACGUCUUCGUCGAUGCAAGUGAAUCGGCAUACUCGGCCGUCGCGCACUUCCGAAAGCGCGUACGCUGUGCAUUCGUGUCGAGCAAAACGAAAGUUGCACCAUUAGAGCCGCUCUCCAUCCCGCGGCUCGAGGCUAACGCAGGUGUACUGGGUGUUCGUUUGCGCAAGUCCAUAGUGACCGGCCAUUCCCUACCCAUCACACGGACUCGUUUUUGGACCGACUCGAAGACGGUUCUCCAAUGGAUUAGGUCCAUGGACCUUCGGCGCUACCGUCCGUAUGUGGCCUUUCGAGUAAACGAAAUACUGUCCAUGUCAGCGGUCGAAGAGUGGGGGUACUGCCCAUCCCGUUUGAAUGUGGCAGAUCUCGCCAAAAAGUGGGGUAAGCAAGGCCCACCGUUGGAUAUCGCCAGUCCGUUUUACCAAAGCCAAGAAUUCGUAUACGAUGACCCUUCUGAAUGGCCAGAACCCUGCGACGAGAUGGUGGAGCUUGCGCCAGAAGAACUAAGGUCGGCAUUUGUAUUCGCGCACUUCGUUUUGAAGCCAUUGGUCAAAUGGGAGCGAUUCUCAAAGUGGGAGCGGCUUCUUCGUGCCAUGGGGUACGUGCAUCGCUUUAUUGAUCGCAAACUGAACCGAGCGAAGAAGCCGUGGACAACCGAUUUAACGCGAGAAGAGCUGCAGCAAGCAGAAAGGAGCCUGUGUCGAAUAGCACAAUCUGAUGAAUACCCGGACGAAGUUGCUACUUUGAACCAGAAUCAACGUGUUCCAGCCGAACAACGGCGACCCUUGGAGAAAUCAAGCAACAUCGUGAAGCUCUGCCCGAUGCUGGACGAAGCAGGAGUUCUACGAGUAAAAGGGCGCAUUCAAGCCGCCGACUUCGUUCCCUACGACGCCAGGCACCCGGUCAUCCUUCCCCGAGAUCAUCCAGUGACAGCGUUGCUUUUGGAUUACUACCAUCGGCGGUUCCAACACGCAAACAAUGAGACCGUUGUCAACGAAGUGAGGCAAAAAUUCAGCAUCUCGAAACUGCGGGUUCAAGUGCGUCUAACACAGAACAACUGUGAAUGGUGCAAGGUGUACAAUUCAGCUCCAAUCGCUCCGCAAAUGGCCCCACUGCCCCGGGCUAGGCUGUCUCCGUUUUUGCGUCCUUUCACAUUCACCGGAGUGGAUUACUGGACCAUAUUUGAUCAAAGUUGGAAGAAGCGUUGCCAAGAGAUGGAUAGCACUUUUACGUGUUUGACAAUAAGGGCCGUUCAUCUGGAGGUCGUUGCGGGUUUGUCAACUGACUCGUUCAAGAAAGCUAUGCGGAGAUUCAUCGCGCGUAGGGGAGCUCCUCAAGAAAUCUACUCGGACCGCGGCACGAACUUUAUCGGAGCAAGUGGUGAGUUAGCAAAGGAAAUCGUUCUUAACAUCAACCAGGAGCUGAGCAGCACGUUCACGGAUGCUCACACGCAGUGGCGCUUCAAUCCCCCGGCAGCACCGCACAUGGGAGGCUCGUGGGAACGUAUGAGAAUGCUGAUCAAGAAUCCCUUACCCCAAUCAUUUCCUGCUGAUGAGCUCGAGCGGCGUGCAACAGCCGGUGAAGGAUCCCGUAAGCGAAGGUGCUGCUUUGAAGAACAGCUGGAACCUGAUUCAGCACGCAUUGGACGAGUUUUGGCGUCGAUGGAUUAA
Culex quinquefasciatus (southern house mosquito) is the source of this 2442-nucleotide messenger RNA. RefSeq lists its product as uncharacterized. Gene Ontology annotation, molecular function: nucleic acid binding. NCBI's taxonomy places the organism in Eukaryota, Metazoa, Arthropoda, Insecta, Diptera, Culicidae. The record is from RefSeq and is a predicted model, not a curated record. The transcript is spliced from 2 exons. Bases 1 to 2442 code for a protein of 813 amino acids.